Colletotrichum spaethianum is the source of this 2094-nucleotide messenger RNA. RefSeq lists its product as uncharacterized. The record is from RefSeq and is a predicted model, not a curated record. Bases 1 to 2094 code for a protein of 697 amino acids. The transcript has 2 exons. NCBI's taxonomy places the organism in Eukaryota, Fungi, Ascomycota, Sordariomycetes, Glomerellales, Glomerellaceae.
AUGGGCCUCUUCAAGUCGGCGAACCCAACCCCCGCCCCAGGCGUCCUGCCUCGAUCUCUGACGGGCCAGUCCAUUCGCGGCAAGAUAUCAGGCCCGAUUCCCAUCCCCAGCCCCUCCGACGACGAGUUCCCCAUGCGCAACCCCGGCACCGGUAUCGCCACGCCUUUGGCCGGCGGCGACAUGAAGGAACAGCAGUUGCAUCCUCCGCAGGCCGAGCCUAGGGCCGGAUCAAUUGUCUCAGUCGUCCAGCCCGAAGUGUCACAGGCGCCUAGGACGGAGUCGGUGGUUGCUCCCACAGGAUCCGCCGCCUCUGGCUCAACGUCACCUCCGACGUCUAGCGCACAUGCCAAUUCGCCCCAGUCGCAGAGGAGAACAAAUGGCUCCAGCAAUUUGCGCUAUUCGGCAGUGAGCGCAUCGUCGGUGCAAACUGGCGGGAGCCGCGACCGGCCUCAGCGCAAAAAGUCGACUUUGCGCGGUGCACUUGGCAAACUUUUCGGUCGCAAAAAGAAGACGGCUAGUCAAGGUCCAACCGAUUCGCAACGCAUAUCGACUUACAACACUUCGAACCAACACAAGAGCGACAUGUCCGCCUUAAGCCGAGUCAACGAAGCCGAACCAAAGCGAUCGGCAUCUUUGCCGAUCACCGAGUACGACAGAGCAUUAAGAUCUCACUCCAUUGGGCCUCACGACAUUACUGCCAUUGAAAGCGCACGUAAUUCGAUCAAUGUCGACCUAUCUGUGCUGGGCCACAGGAGGGCUGCGACCGCCACUACAAGCCAGAUAUACUCGGCGCCGUUCAGAAAUCGCGAAAGCGAAUUCGCGGGUCUUUCACCCCGUCCAGCAAGCACCCACGUACGUGGAAGUCGACUGUUUGCCGAUGACGAUAACCCCGAAGAAAUCGGGCGGGCAAUCACCAGCGACGUCGGCCAAAAGCGACGCUCCAGGAGUCUCAGCGGUCUCCAGAAUCCCGAGGUUCGUGCUGAUCUCCGACGCAGAAGUGACGAAAUCCGCUAUUGGAGACAAAGUUAUGGCCCAGCUUUCGUUGCAUCCCCGGCAUCAUCCAAUCCUCCCGACCACGAACACCACUUCCCAGGCGCGGUCUCUGUGGACGGGCCAGACUCACCAGUGGAGCACGAGCAGCACCAGGUGCAUACGCCGCCUCAGCCGUUCUCUUUUGGUAACCUGACUCACAUGAAUGUCAUGGCCGGGAUGAAGAUCACGCAGGCAGCCAGUAUAGAGACACGAAUAGACACCCUCGAAGAGAGGAUGCACCGCGUCGAAGAUGUUGUAACGCAGCUCUGUAACUCCGUUCCUGGCUUCCAGGUGCACUUCAAACCGCCGCGGCGUCCUGCACCCUCUGUUCCAGGGUCUGUUCCGUCCUCUCAGACGACGAACACAGCGGUCAAUCCCACGCUCCAGCAGUUGUCGCGUCAGGAUGCACCCGCAUCCCGGUACAGCAGCUCUGCGCACUCGAAAGAAUCCCGCACUUCAUUCGGCGAGACACCAACAUACGUCGGUUCUAUGCAGUUCCCUGCGCCCUUAAACAGACCGAUGUCGAAUUCUACUAUCCGAGGCGUCACCAGCUUGCCUGCGAUAUCACACAUUGAGUCGAACAGAACGACGGGGACGUUCACGGCAGAUCAUUACACGACGCUUCUCGCGCUUCUAGAGACGGAAAGAACCUCUAGACAAGCCCUCGAGUCUCAAGUGAAGAAGUUGACCAGGCGCCUAAACAUGAUUUCCGGACCCACCGGCCAUGGUCGCAUGUCUUUGCAAAUGGAGCCGCCGCCAACGGCCAAAUCCUUCGGCAGCGUGUCGGCCUUCGACCAGGACUCGUCCGAUGACGAAGGUUUAUCCAGAAACCGACGGUUCAUGGCCGAAGACUCGGGUGUCGGAACUGGUCCUGGAGACGAGGAUUCAUACUCGGAAGUGUUUGCGACGCCAAGGGAAGAACAGCCAUACGGUUAUGGCGCCUUUGGCGAGGAACUACGCGACGAGGACGAAGAUCCCCAACGAAAGAAGGCAGCCCGGACCUUGUCUUUGAGCCAAAUGACUUUGGGCAAGAAGCCCUCCAGGACGGCAGUGCGAAUUUGA